Molecule: messenger RNA, 1035 nt
Organism: Blastocystis hominis
Lineage: Eukaryota; Bigyra; Opalinata; Blastocystidae
Exons: 4
Coding region: 1-1035 (344 amino acids)
Source: RefSeq, a predicted model, not a curated record
AUGCUUAUCUCCAUCAUUGGCAUUACGAUCACGCAUGUUUAUUCGGAUGAGAACAUUCUUUUCUCCGAUCCGGAGGAGCAGAAUAACGAGAAAAUGAUUCAGAUCUAUAUCCAGGUUUGCAUGACGUGGAUCAAGUUAUACGAUACUUCCAAAACGGUGUUUUUCGUUCCCAUUUUGCUCAUGCUUUUCUAUGCCAGCAAAUAUCUCGAUUCGAAUUUGAUCUCGAAAAAAGCAGCAGUUGCGUUUGUGAUGAUGAAAGAAAGAGUUGAGCGGGACAUCAAACCCGUCGCUUCCGAAAUCGACCCUCUCUACUCCAAGAUCGUUUCGCUCUUCCGCUGUUGCUCGUUCGUUUUGUUUAUUCAGCAAGUGACGACGUCAUUCAUUCACGACGCUUUGUUUGAGUCCAGCGCAGAGAGAGUUUGUCAUCUCAUCAAGACCGAGCAAUGGGUUUCGAGAGGGAAACCCGAAAAGAAAAUUCCCGUGGCCAGUCAGAAGAAUGGAAAAUCGACACGCGCCGGUGGAAAGGACGGUAAAUUGGAGAGAACUGCGAAGGACGGUAAAUUGGAGAGAACGGCGAAGGACUUGAAGAAGCCGCAGAGAAGCGAAAAGGAGGAACGCGAAGAGAGCAGACUGGUCACGUCUCCGCCGAGGAAGGGGAGCAGUUCCCUAGCACUCUCUGGAAAUCGCCGAGAGCAAAAGAAGGGGAACGACAACAAACAAGAGGUGUUUUUGACGGUUUCGAGCUCGCUGUCCCUCAGCGAUUUUGAUAAUUUGGGGAGUUUGGUGAGCAACAUCGACAUUCCUUCGUCGUUCUCGGUGGUUCUGGAUGUCAGCAAUAUCGCGUUUUCCUACGGCUGCCAUGAGACGUACGCUUGCAAAGGCAUUCGCCUCGCGUGUGAAUAUUUUCGGAAGAAAGGAUGCGCGAUCAGCGGAUAUCUGAACGCGAAGUAUUUUGACGGUAUGACUUUUUUUCUGUCCAUCAUUCGUAGAAAGACCAACUACGAAGAUCACAGUAGGGUUUGGAAUAAGAGCUGA